AUUUUUGCGAAACAUUUCAAAUAAUUCAGCGUGUCAGCUGACGAGCGAUCAGCUGAUUGUGACAGCUGAAACAUGACAGCUAAGGUCUCUGUAUUAUCUCUCGAACUGCUCGAAGAUAAAACAGAAAAUCACAGUCGGUGCUUCAGCUAAUCAACUAGAGAUGUCGUUGAUUACAACUAAAAUGGCGCCGCACGUCGACGUGCAGAAAACCCGGUUUACCCUGAAAACACUACAUGUGAAUUAGAAUCAUCAGUAAUUAGAAUCCAAACACAGUGCGAUGUGAUUAUGCAUUCUUGUUGAUAGUUGACGAUUGAACUCCGAUUCUCGGCAAAUUCAAUUAAUGUGUGAUAUGACGAUAUAAAAUGGCACCCACUAUUCAAACCAACAGCAAUCAAACCGACAGAGAUAAACGUGCGACUAGACCAGCGGAAAAGAGAUCUGAACUCAUAUGUCGAGUGAAAUAUUGUAACACGCUACCGGAUAUUCCGUUUGAUCCGAAAUUUAUAACAUAUCCCUUCGAACCGACUAGGUUUAUUCAGUAUAAUCCGACCUCUUUAGAGCGUAAUUAUAAAUAUGAAGUAUUGACGGAACACGAUUUAGGUGUUGAAAUUGAUUUGAUAAACAAGGACACGUAUGCAGGGGAUAUAAAUGCGCAGUUAGAUCCAGCCGAUGAGAAACUAUUGGAAGAAGAUGUUCUCACGCCGCAAGAUUCUAAACGAUCCAGACAUCAUGCUAGAAGUGUUUCGUGGCUUAGGCGUACAGAAUACAUUUCCACAGAAAGCACUAGAUUCCAGCCUCAAACGGCAGACAAAGUCGAAGCCAAAGUUGGUUAUAGCAUCAAGAAGAACUUUAAAGAGGAAACACUGUACAUGGACCGCGAUAGUCAAAUAAAAGCUAUAGAGAAGACAUUUGAAGAUAACAAGAAGCCAAUUGAAAGACAUUACAGCAAACCAAAUGUAGUACCUGUAGAAGUAUUACCAGUAUACCCAGACUUUAAGUUAUGGAAAUAUCCAUGUGCGCAAGUUAUAUUUGAUUCUGACCCUGCACCAACGGGUCGAUCUGUACCUGCACAGAUUGAGGAAAUGUCGCAAGCCAUGAUACGAGGUGUGAUGGACGAGAGCGGCGAGCAGUUCGUAGCUUACUUUUUACCGUUGGAAGAAACGUUGGAGAAACGUCGACGGGAUUUCACUGCCGGUAUCGAUUACGCUGACGAGGAAGAGUACGAAUACAAAAUGGCGAGAGAGUAUAAUUGGAAUGUCAAGAGUAAAGCCUCCAAGGGAUACGAAGAAAAUUAUUUCCUCGUGAUAAGACAAGACGGGGUUUAUUACAACGAAUUGGAGACGCGCGUGCGACUGAGUAAACGGCGCCAGAAGGUCGGACAGCAACCGAAUAACACGCGCUUGAUAGUACGUCAUCGACCACUGAACGCCAAUGAAUUCAGAAUGCAGAGAUACCGAGAGAAACAAUUGGAGCCACCAGGAGAAGAGGACGAGGACGAAGAGGAAGAGGAGGAAGAGGAGGAGCAGGAAACUCAACAAGAAGCAGAAAAGAACGACGGCAAAGGUUUGCCAGUUAUUAAAGGUUCCGAGGCGGAGAAUGAGGAAGAAUCGCGCGCCUCGUCGAGGGCAUCCUCGCGUGCGUCUAGCAGGAAAUCGCGAUCGCGAUCCGGUUCGAGAUCAAGAUCGCGUUCACUAUCCAAGUCCAGAUCACGAUCUCGAUCGCGUUCACCUUCUCGAUCACGCUCGCGUUCUCGCUCGCGUUCGCCGUCCAAGUCGCGCAGCAAAUCGCGCUCCAGAUCCGGUAGUCCUCAAUCCAGGAACUCGUCGAGAUCCAGAUCAAAGUCGAGAUCGCGCUCGGGAACGCCUACGAAGUCACCGUCGAGAUCUCGCUCGAGUUCGCGAUCUAGAUCCAAGUCGAGAUCGCGCUCGAGAUCGAAAUCCGCGACCGGUAGCGGUAGCGGAUCCGCAAGCGCGAGCGGCGAAAGCGGCUCUGAAAGCGAGUAAAUCGAGAAGCGCGAUCGAUCAUUUCGUUCUUGUUAUAGUUUCUGGUUCAAUUUCGAAUCAUUACUUGGACGAAUACUCGUCUAUUAUCGUCUUUCUUUAAUAAAGUAUUCCGCUUAUCCUGGAGAGCCAUACCGCCGAAUGAGUAUCAAGAUAACGAAUAUCAGAUGCUGUUUUGAGUGGGUACACAUUCUCUGAAGGUAAUACACAUCAUUUUUACAUUAUGUACGAAUGUUCGGCGGCACAAUUGAAAAAAAUAAUAAAUUUGUAAGAAAAA
Molecule: messenger RNA, 2277 nt
Organism: Nylanderia fulva
Lineage: Eukaryota; Metazoa; Arthropoda; Insecta; Hymenoptera; Formicidae
Gene: atms
Product: RNA polymerase II-associated factor 1-like protein antimeros
Biological process (GO): transcription elongation by RNA polymerase II
Cellular component (GO): Cdc73/Paf1 complex
Molecular function (GO): RNA polymerase II complex binding; chromatin binding
Source: RefSeq, a predicted model, not a curated record